Messenger RNA from Corylus avellana, 1608 nucleotides. The record is from RefSeq and is a predicted model, not a curated record. Lineage: Eukaryota; Viridiplantae; Streptophyta; Magnoliopsida; Fagales; Betulaceae.
AUGCCCAAACUUCAAAUGUCAACAUUGGUGAUGCAUCAUCGCCAGCUUCUGACAUCCCAAUUUCUGAAAAUUCUUCUAAAAGACUUCGGAGAGUUGAUGGCAAUGAAUUUAAUAUUAGUUCAUUGGAGUUUGAUCCUGGAUUGCGUCGUCAGAUAUGGGAAUAUGAUGUUAAUCACUGAGAUGAAAUUCGAAGAGCUUACAUUAAUGCUGCCAUCUGGGCAUUUUACACAACGUGUAUUCACUAUAGAUGGAUUCAGGAAUUGGAAGAAAGUUAGAAAUGGAAAAGAUUGUGCUUUUCUCAAUCAUAUAGGAAAAGAUCCAACUUCAUUUCACAGAGUUGCUGAGAAGUCAUAUGAAGAUUUGAAGAAUCAAUCUCAACAUAUACAGAAUGUGUUUGAAAAGCUCACUUCUGAACAAAUUGCAAACAAUCAACUGCAGUUGAAAUCCUCAAUUGAUGUUGUUCGAGUGCUUGCAUUUCAAGGUGUUGCUUUUAGAGGUCGGGAUGAAAGUGUGAGUUCUACAAAUCGUGGAAAUUUUCUUGAGAUAUUGGGUUUCACGGUUUCAUAUAAUGAACAGCUUGCUGAAGUAAUCGCUAAAGCUCCCAAAAAUGCCACUUACACAUCACCAACGGUACAAAAACAAAUUGUACAUGUUUUUUCAACCAAAGUAAAAGAAGUUAUUCGUAAUGAAAUUGGUGAUGCAAAGUUUUGCGUAAUUGUUGAUGAAACUCGUGAUGAGUCAAUGAAGGAGCAAAUGGCUAUAGUUUUAAGAUUUGUUGAUAAGAAUAGUUUUGUGCGAAAACGCUUUUUUGGACUUGUUCAUGUUUCUGAUACUGUGGCAUUAACCUUAAAAAAAAGUCCAGCUUGUGAAGUUAUUGUUAAAAUCAUUGAUGUGGGAACUUCUUCUUCCCAACGAACAGAAGCUAAUUCAGUUCAUCAGUUGUUUUGCAAUAAACGCAACAUAGAUGUUCCAGAUAUGAAUGCCGGUUAUAUUGAGAGAAGAGGUCGAGCUUGCAAUCAACAAGUUGACUUUACAAUUGAGCAUCAUUAUCGUGUGGAUAUUUUUUGUGCUACAAUAGAUUCUCAAUUGCAAGAAUUAAAUCACCGAUUUAGUGAGCAUGCAGUAGAGUUGCAUAUUCUCGGCUCGGCACUUGAUCCUCGAGUUGCGCGUGAGUCUUUUAGAAUUGACGAUAUUUGUCAGUUGGUAAAUAAGUUUUAUCCGCAAGACUUUACCGAUCUUGAAAAAGAACAGUUGGAAAUAGAACUUCACCAUUAUGAGCAUAACAUAGUUCAAGAUUCAAGUUUCCAAGAAUUGUUAAAUAUUUCCGAAUUGUGUCAAUGGUUGGUUAGAACCGGAAAAUCAAUUAUCUACCAACUUGUUUUUCGAGUUGUUGUACUUCUGCUGACUCUUCCCGUUUCUACUGCAACUACAGAACGAGCAUUUUCAGCCAUGAAUAUCAUCAAAACUAGGCUUCGCAACAAAAUUGAAGAUGAGUUUCUGACGGAUUCUUUGAUGUUGUACAUCGAAAAAGAAAUUGCAGCGACACUUAGUCCAGAUUCAAUCAUAGAUGCUUUUCGGGAUAUGCAAACACGACGGGUUCCAUUUUGA